Molecule: messenger RNA, 2177 nt
Organism: Arabidopsis thaliana (thale cress)
Lineage: Eukaryota; Viridiplantae; Streptophyta; Magnoliopsida; Brassicales; Brassicaceae
Product: Core-2/I-branching beta-1,6-N-acetylglucosaminyltransferase family protein
Exons: 5
Coding region: 556-1830 (424 amino acids)
Cellular component (GO): membrane
Molecular function (GO): glucuronosyltransferase activity; glycosyltransferase activity
Source: RefSeq, marked reviewed
GGGAUUGAAAACUUACUUAUUAAAAAUCGUUAUAGAUUCCAGAAAUAAAGGAACAGAGAGACACACACAAGAUAAAAAAAAAAGUAACGAAAUUGAGAGCUGAAUGAAACCAAAGAUUUGGAAUUUUUCUUUGUAUAGUUUUUCCACGAAUCGGAGUAUCACACACGGUCUUGGAAUUUUCCAGCUUAAUUUCUAAGAUUUAAAAUCGUAAUUUUUAUUUGGAAUUUCACUGUCUCUUCAUGUUGUCUAUAUAACUUUUACUCGGAAACAGGAGUGUCCCGUGUUCUUGAGCACAAACAAAGUAGCAGAACAAAGCAUAUACAAAAGCUUCAUUGCCUCGAGAUUAAACAGCAUCAAGACAACAUCCAAAAAUUACCCAGGUUUUUGUGUUUGAAACUCGAAGAUUGUUGCGGAUUCCUGAAAGAUUAAGGCUUUUAGCUCCAAGUUUCCAAGAGUGCUGUGAAUCAGCUCCCACUCUGUCUCUGCAUAUUGCAAGACACCGGUUUUGUUUCAGAAGUUUGUUUCUUCUUGUCUCAUGAUCACUAGUUUUCAGCAAUGGGGUAUGUAAACGUGGAGAAGAGAUGGGUUUUUCCUCUUGUCAUCACAUCUCUCGUCUGCGUUUUCCUUCUUGCAACUUCUUUCAACAUGGGACUAGUCUCUUCCCUCCGAACAAUCAACGGGAUUUUCUCCAUCAUACCUUCCCGUCUCGUCAAGAACCAAACGAGACUUGAUUUUGCAGAGUCUAAAGUUGCUAGACAAACCCGUGUUUUGCCUCAUGAAGACAAGCUUCCCCGUUUUGCAUACCUUGUUUCCGGGUCUAAAGGGGAUGUAGAAAAGCUUUGGAGAACACUUAGAGCAGUGUACCAUCCAAGAAACCAGUAUGUUGUUCACUUGGAUCUUGAAUCACCUGUGAAUGAGAGAUUAGAGCUGGCCUCUCGGAUUAAUAACGAUCCUAUGUACUCUAAAACCGGGAAUGUAUAUAUGAUAACCAAGGCUAACCUUGUGACAUAUAAAGGACCAACGAUGGUGGCAAAUACUCUUCACGCUUGUGCUGUUCUUCUCAAGAGAAAUGCGAACUGGGAUUGGUUUAUUAACCUUAGUGCUUCAGAUUAUCCUCUGGUGACCCAAGAUGAUCUGCUUCAUACGUUUUCAACAUUGGACCGGAACCUCAACUUUAUCGAACACACAAGUCAACUGGGAUGGAAAGAGGAGAAGCGAGCACAGCCAUUAAUGAUUGAUCCUGGACUCUACUUGUUGAACAAAUCUGAUAUUUACUGGGUCACACCUCGCCGAAGUUUGCCAACUGCCUUUAAGUUAUUCACUGGAUCAGCUUGGAUGGCUCUAUCACGCCCGUUUGUAGAGUAUUGCAUAUGGGGAUGGGACAAUUUACCACGAACUCUCCUAAUGUAUUACACCAACUUCGUUUCAUCGCCCGAAGGUUACUUCCAGACCGUGAUUUGCAACGUGCCUGAGUUUGCAAAAACUGCAGUAAACCAUGACCUACACUACAUUUCCUGGGACAAUCCGCCGCAGCAGCACCCACACGUGUUGUCACUCAACGACACAAUGCCGAUGAUAUGGAGCGGUGCUGCGUUUGCUAGGAAAUUCAGAAGAGAUGAUGAAGUACUUAAUAAGAUCGAUAAGGAAUUACUUAAACGGAGGAAUGAUAAAGAUAGUUUUACUCCUGGUGGAUGGUGCAGUGGGAAACCAAAAUGCUCCAGGGUCGGUAAUGUGGCUAAGAUUGUUCCUAGCUUUGGAGCUCAGAGGCUUCAAGGACUUGUGACCAGGUUAGUCAACGAAGCUAAUACAGGAGUUAGUCAGUGUAAAUAGAAAGAAUUCGAAGAAAAAAAGAACCAUUAUCGAAGUAAUGGAGAGCGACUGUCAUGAUAUAUAUAUUUAUACAACAUAUAGAGAAUCUUGCAGUUGCAGGCUUUAGAUAAGACUAUUAGACAUUGUUUGCAUUGAGUAGAGAUGCCUUGUAAUGCCACGACCUACUGGGAUUCAUUUUUGUUUGUUUGAAGUCAUCUCCUUCAAAAUCCAAUAAAAUUAUAACCUUUUUUUAUUGAGAUGUUUUCAGUUAUAACAGAAUAUACAAAUACAAAGAUCCAAUAUUUGUAUCCUCUCUUCUUUUUUUUUUCUCAAUAGAAAUUCUAUACACAAUGUUUCCACUUUCCUAU